Messenger RNA from Sesamum indicum (sesame), 831 nucleotides. RefSeq names its product tail-anchored protein insertion receptor WRB-like protein. The record is from RefSeq and is a predicted model, not a curated record. Lineage: Eukaryota; Viridiplantae; Streptophyta; Magnoliopsida; Lamiales; Pedaliaceae. Gene Ontology annotation, cellular component: GET complex. Gene Ontology annotation, biological process: tail-anchored membrane protein insertion into ER membrane. Gene Ontology annotation, molecular function: protein-membrane adaptor activity.
AGAAACCCUCCAGACUCCCACGUCCCUGCUUGCCGAAUUUGCACCCAAACGACGUCGUUAUAGGACCAGUCAUUCGAAAAGAAUAGCCAAAGAAGAGCAGAAAUGGAAGAAACCCUAUCUGAGCGCGGGAAGUCAUUGGCAGCUCCGGUGAUUUUCGUGCUCGUAUUCUCUUUCCACUUUGUCUCCAAUUACAUCGAAUCCUGCAAAAAGAAGAAAGGAGUGAGUGAUGUGGAUAGUCAAUUGCGAGCAGAAAUUAAGCAACUGUUGAAGGAGGCUAGUUCUUUGUCGCAGCCUUCAACAUUUGCACAAGCUGCUAAACUAAAAAGAAUUGCAGCUGCAAAGGAGAAGGAACUUGCAAAAUAUCAAGAGAUGCACAACAAGGAUAUGAACUUUUCAUUUGGUAUAUAUGAAAAGCUUCUAAUUAUAUCAAAGGUUGUUACAUACAUUGCGCUGAUUUUAUGGUUCUGGAAAAUACCUGUGACCAGAAUAUCUGAUCAACUUGUGCAUCCUUUUGGCAAGUUGCUAUCUUGGAGAGCAGGAAAUUCUUUGGAAGACCAUGUUGUGGUUGGAAUCAUACCAUGGUUGAUAGUAUCCACCAGGGUCAGCAAAUUUAUUUGCAGGAAGGGAUAUUAGUAGCAGAAGUAGAUGAUUUGGAUUAGCCUCUUACAUCUCCAUCUCCUGUUUUAUCUAGUCAUCCAGUUCAAUUCUAGUCCAUUUGUAACUUACACAUGUUAAUCUAAUACUGCCUCGCUGUUGGAAAAUCCAUGUUGUUGUACAACAAAUUGGUUAUUUAUUCAUCGGAAAAUUGGUUAUUAACACUGCCUCGCUGUU